AUGGGUGGAGUCAUUUCCCGGUGCCGCAGGGAACGCGCCAGCACAAAUGUGACGUCGCAGAUAGUACAACUGAAGGGCCAGAGGGAUGUCUUGGAGGAGCACCGCGCCUCCCUGGCGCAUCGCCUGGCGGAGCUUGAGGAGACAACUCGGAACCACGUGCGAACUGGGGAAAGGGACAAAGCGUUGAUGUGCCUUCGCAAAAAGGCCCUGAUCAACGAUCAGUUGUCAAAGGUGGACACUUACCUCUACCAGGUGCUGCAGGUGAUUUCGGAUACGGAGAUGGCCCAGGUCAACUUCGAUGUGUAUAAGCACCUCAAGAUAGGCACCGAGCUAGUGGCCAAGAUAUCGCAAGACAUGAAACUCAACGACAUUGAGGAGCUUAUGGAACUCAAGCAGCGGUGCAACGAUGAUAUGGUGGAAGCUGGUCAGAUACUAGCCCAGGGACUCGCCGAUGUGGACGAAUCGGAGCUGCUGCGGGAGCUUGAUACGCUAUGCGGUGCGGCCGCAUCUCCGGCGCCAGAAGCAGUAGCUUUAACACCUACCGACGUGCGAGAGGCGACUAAGGAAGAUGCGCAGUCAUCAUCGGAGCCUGCGCAUACACUCACUACCAAUCUGCCGGAAAAGCUGCCCGACGCACCUCGUGCGGAGCCUGCGCAGAAAGUUGCGAUUCCGUCCUAA
Messenger RNA from Babesia bigemina, 678 nucleotides. RefSeq names its product SNF7-RELATED, putative. Gene Ontology annotation, cellular component: ESCRT III complex; multivesicular body. Gene Ontology annotation, biological process: vesicle budding from membrane; late endosome to vacuole transport via multivesicular body sorting pathway. NCBI's taxonomy places the organism in Eukaryota, Apicomplexa, Aconoidasida, Piroplasmida, Babesiidae. The transcript has 3 exons. Bases 1 to 678 code for a protein of 225 amino acids. The record is from RefSeq and is a predicted model, not a curated record.